Messenger RNA from Drosophila ficusphila, 1879 nucleotides. RefSeq names its product transmembrane protein 120 homolog. The transcript is spliced from 8 exons. Lineage: Eukaryota; Metazoa; Arthropoda; Insecta; Diptera; Drosophilidae. Gene Ontology annotation, cellular component: membrane. The record is from RefSeq and is a predicted model, not a curated record. The coding region runs from base 428 to 1591 and encodes 387 amino acids.
GUUGUGUUUUUGUUGUUUUGGACUUUUUGUGUUGUAUUUUGUAUGUUUGGCCGAAGUAUUUAAAACAAAAGUGCUGCGGAAAUAGUUAAUAACAAAAUAUUAGUCGUCGUUCGCGGUGCUGUAUUCUUCGUGCUCUCCGCGAAAACGAAUUUAUAUUUAAAGAAUUUAACCGAAAAAGAGAACGCCGCGUUGUUUUGUUGUUUUUUUUUAUUGUUAGUUUUUCUAUUGCAAAGUCAAAUUGUUGUUGCUGCUCUAGGUUUUUCGCUUUUCGAACGUGGCAACGUGUGUGUGUGAGUGCGACUGUUGCAUACAACAACAACAAUAAUUGGAAUUAACGAAACAAAAACAAAAGCAAAACACAGUAUAUAAGCAAGCUUAAACGGUAAAUCGGCGAUUAAAGCCGCGUAAGAGCUAAGUAACAGUAAACAUGAAUAUCGAUUCGCUAAAAAACGAGUGGGAGGAGCUCAACAAGGAGUACUCCGAGCUUGAGAGCUGCAACAGGCGGUACAUCGAGCUCCUGGAGCAGCUGCACAGUCACCAACAAAUCUGCUUCAACGAGAUCAAGCAUCAGCGGUACCGCAUGAACCAGAUAACGGCGUCCCUGCGACAGUUCAAAGGACCCAUUCCGGCGGAGGACAAGGAGAAGGUCGAUGACCUGCAAAAGAUGACCUUGAAGCGCAAGGCGCAACUGCACGAAAUCGAGCAAUCCUUGCCAGCGAAGUCCGGCCGCUACUUGCAGAUAAUCCUCGGCGAUGUGAAUGUCUCGAUUCUGAACAGAAACGACAAAGUUCGCUAUAAAGACGACUAUGAAAAGUUUAAAUUAAUACUCAACGUAAUUGGACUUGUAAUGGCCUUCCUCAAUUUGAUAUUCAACUACAGGGCUCUAGAGCUGGCCUUUAUAUUCCUGCUGGUCUGGUACUACUGCACGCUGACCAUCCGCGAGUCCAUCCUGAAGGUGAACGGCUCCAGGAUCAAGGGCUGGUGGAGGGCGCACCACUUCAUCUCCACGGUGGCCGCCGGAGUGCUCCUGGUUUGGCCCCAGGGCGAGCACUGGCAGAUCUUCCGCAUGCAGUUCAUGUACUUCAACGUCUACAUCAGCAUCGUCCAGUACCUGCAGUUCGGCUACCAGAAGGGCCUGCUCUACCGACUGAAGGCCCUCGGCGAGCGGCACAACAUGGACAUCACCAUUGAGGGCUUCCACUCGUGGAUGUGGCGCGGCCUGAGCUUCCUCCUGCCGUUCCUGUUCAUCGGGUACGGAUAUCAGGCGUACAACGCCUGGACGCUCUACGAGCUGGCCUUCAGCCCGGCGGACGCGCCGUGGCACGUGUCGGUGAUGUCCGGCCUCUUCCUGCUGCUGUUCGUGGGCAACAUGGCGACCACGUUGUGGGUGGUGCCCGAGAAGAUCCGCGAGCGGGCCAAGGAGCGCUACCGCCUCCAGAGCAUGGGCAAGUCGAUGAAGCUGCGCAAGGAGUUGAAGAACAGCGCCAGUGACUUGGACCUGUCGAGUGGAUCGAAACUCUCGCCGACUGCAACUACGACUAAUUCCAUUGCGACUGCGACUCAAACUCCCGCUGAUAAGAAGGAAAUCUAAGCAAAUUAAGGGUUCUGUUAAGCCUGGCAUUUCAACAUAUAUUUACUGUUUUUAUUUUUUUUUUUUCCUAUUUAUUAACUUAUCCCCUUGGUUUUGUUUCUAUCCUCCCAACUUGCUUUCCUUGAACUUUGUUUUCCUUCAUUUCAUACACAAAAUGUAGCACUUAUGUACAUUUGAAGCGAACACUACAUAAGCAGAAAAACAACAAUAUUUAGUCAUAACAUACUUUUUUUCCCCUAAUUGUAAGUGUAAAAUGAGAAAAUGAAACAUUAAAUGGAAUCAAAGUGA